Molecule: messenger RNA, 7219 nt
Organism: Porites evermanni
Lineage: Eukaryota; Metazoa; Cnidaria; Anthozoa; Scleractinia; Poritidae
Source: the annotation of a GenBank genome assembly
AUGCGUCUACUCUGUGGAACUGUAGCGGCUUUAGCGUUUCUAACCAUGGCGAGUCACGUGCUGGCGGCGGACAAAAAGAACACAAAGAAACUGCAGAUUGGUGUAAAGAAGAGGGUAGAAAACUGCGCUACACGAUCCAAGAGUGGCGAUACCUUGCACAUGCACUACACAGUGAGUGAGAAUACAAAAUUGUUGUGUUUUGAAAUCCUACUGAAAUCCUACUGCAGCAACCUCAGUCUUAAAUAUAACUGUUUUACUGUCAGUAUCUCAACCCUGAGGUAAAUGGGAAGCCUCAAUGUACAAGCCCCGUGGUUUUCUUUUCAGGCUGCCCUGCGAUAGAAAAUCUGUAAUUUUCCCCUUAGUGGUAAUGUGAAAUAGGGUCCUAAAAUAUUAUAUUACUAAAAGGUAAAGCUCAAAACCUUGAAUUCAUAAAAUGGUACCUGUUCUUAUCCCUUAAAGUCCCAAGUGACCGACAUCAAUUUUCUCGUAACAACAUCAAUACGUAAUUAAAGUAAAAGUUUAUGAGAAUGAAUAAAAUGAUCUCCUAAGGGAAAAUACUUUGAUCGUUGAACAAAUUGUCACAACUAGUUCUGUAAGGAAAUGUAUGGAGAUCAGUUUGGAGAAUUUGUUUGUGGAUAAUGGGGCUUAAAGGGUUAUUAAUCAUAACUAUAACAAAAUCUCAAAUCUGAUUGGCUAUCAACUGUCCUGAUUUCCAUUCUAAAUAUUGUAUGAAGAGAAAAUAUUAUGAGCUCUUCAUCGGGACAAACAAAGCUUUUCAGCUAUUUUUUAGACUCUGAGUAUUGGUCCGGCUCUAUAUAUUAAGGCUGUCAGCACAAGAAUAGGUGUUGGAGAGCAAUGAUGGUUUAAGUAUAGUUUCCUGUCAUUUUGGCUCUCCAUGGAAAAGGGGUAUGUUUGAGGAUGCCAUCUUUAACUGUAACAUUUGAGAUUAGGACAAUAAUUAGUACACUGUUUUAUCUAUAAAAGACAAAUUCCAACACUUCUUCCCAAAGGAUUGCAAAGUUUUUCUUUUGUCUUCAUCAUUGGUCUUUGAUGUCUCAUUUCAAGGUACAAGUUCAUUUGCAUUUUGGAGAUGCAAGCUGGUUAACUUGUUAAAAUUGAUAAUAAAAAAUUAAGGUAUUACCACUAUGUUUGGAUAUAGUAUAUGAUAUGACCAGCUGUCUGCUGAUUCACAGGGAACGUUAGAUGAUGGAACACAGUUUGACAGUAGUAUUCCACGUGGGGAACCUUUUGUAUUCACACUAGGUGUAGGACAAGUAAUUAAAGGUGGGUGUACCAGUUACCAGCUGAACUCUUAAUCAACCCAGCUAUAAGUGACUCGUGGGUGGUCAGAGGACUUUGCAUCUUUUGAGUAGACUGGCCUACACCAGUCAAGGUAGUGCCCUAGCGGUGCUAGUUGGCCCCUGGCACCUUACUUUUGCUCCUAGGCGACUUUUUUGUAGAAACCAUAUGUAGGGCACCCUGGAUUUCACAGGUUCAGAGCACUGCGCUCCUUCAAUUUUUCUUAGGGCACAGCUUUGCCAGUCAAAACAGCACAUUAAAUUACCUGCAUCUGGCAGGCUCCAUUAAAAAAUGUUGUGAACACUUUAAUACAACCAACCACCCAAUACACCGAAAACUGAAACAGAUAUAAUAAUACAUCAGUACAAUAAGAGUACUCAGAAUAAACUCUUUUGAAUAUUAAUUGGCUGUAGUCUCCUCUGAUCUCCCUCUCUCUGUAAAGUUAAAUGAUUGUUUUAAAACUUUCAAGGUGAUGAUAGAUAUUUUUCUGGGAUCACACAUUUUUAACUGUUUUCUGGGUUUUGUAGGUUGGGAUCAAGGUCUUCUAAAGUAAGUAACCAGAGUUUGCAAAUCUAUACAAAAUAUUACUAUUGUAUGUUAGGUUGCUUGCUGAUAAAUGAGCAGCAAAAUGACUUUCACAUUCUUGAAAUGAUGUCUCAAGAACUCAUGUUUUAUUUUUUCUACUGACUUGUUUCAAGUGCACUUGCAGUGUAUUUAGUACAUAUAACUUACAUUUUGUUUAUUUUUUUUGUUAAAGUAAGUGUAUAUUUCGUAGAGUUUAAUAAACUGAUAUCUAUUCAACUAUUCUAUUUUAUUCUGUUUAGUCAUGCCAUACUGUCUCUAAAAUAACUGCAAAAGCGUCAGUGUAGUGUUCAUAAUCUUCUAUUUUUUUUUCUGUUGAUAGCAUGUGUGAGGGAGAGAAGAGGAAGCUUGUUAUCCCAUCAGAUCUUGGUAAGUUUUUACUGACAGUAAUUUCCCUCUAACAAUAUAUUACAGGGUUCAUACAGGUCAUCAUGAAAAACCUGGAAAGUCAUGGGAUUUAAGCAUUUCAUUUUCCAGGCCUGGAAAGUGAUGGAAUUUAAUUUUUGGUCCUGAAAGGUCAUGGAAAAUUUAAGUUUUGUUUGAUAGAUGAGUUACUGCAGAUGACAAGGCAAGGAUAAUGUAAGAUAAGGAGGAGUAAUUAACCAGUGCAAGCGGCACACAUUUUGGUGGACACCAGAGUUUGUGUCUGUUGAACUGUUUAAGGUGCAAAAAUUCCCUAAAACAAGGAACAUUUUUAAAAUGAAAGUUCGAAAGUGACAGCUAAACCUAAGGUCUUGGAAAACUUAAAAAGGUCAUGGAAAAAGUAAUGGAAAGUCAUGGAAUUUCAAGAGCUCAAAAGAGUACAACCCUGUGUUACUCACUAUGUUCAUAACUAUAACAAACUUCUCAAAUCUGAUUGGUUAUCAACUGUCCUAAUUUGAUUAAUGAGCAUGCGCUGAACUGUGAACCUGUCCCUUUAACUGUGUUGUACAUUUACAUGACUGUAUACUUUUUUUUUUAGGCAAAUCUUUGUUUACACUUUUUGCCUCAUUAACAUAUGCUUAUCACUAUCUGAUGACACUAAUAAAAUAAAGACUCUGAACAUUGAAAGGGCACAACGGUGUCAGUUAUCUGUGAAAAUUUGUGCCCAAUACACCGAAUGGUUCUGGAGAAAUUCUCUUCUAAAAACUUGAAAUUUUACAGAGAAUGUAUGGCUUGCUAACUUUUUUGCCACCCAGCAAUUUCACAGUUUUUGAUGGCUGAUACUUCCUUCAAUAUUGUUUGCAAGGAGCUGCAAAUUGUGCAAAUUGCUCAACUUAAUCAGCUGUUUCAACUUUUGCAUUUACUUCAUAUGUACGGCCACAGCAGCUGGCGGCGGACAAAAAGAACACAAAGAAACUGCAGAUUGGUGUAAAGAAGAGGGUAGAAAACUGCGCUACACGAUCCAAGAGUGGCGAUACCUUGCACAUGCACUACACAGUGAGUGAGAAUACAAAAUGGUUGUGUUUUGAAAUCCUACUGAAAUCCUACCGCAGUAGCCUCAGUCUUAAAUAUAAAUGUUUUAUUGUCAGUAUCUCAACCCUGAGGUACAAUGUAAAUGGAGCCUGAAUGUACAAGCCCCGUGGUUUUCUUUGCAGGCUGCCCUGCGAUAGGAAAUCUGUAAUUUUCCCCUUGGUGGUAAUGUGAAAUAGGGUCCUGAAAUGUUAUAUUACUAAAAGGUAAAGUUCAAAACCUUGAAUUCAUAAAAUGGUACCUGUAUUUUCUUAUCCCUUAAAGUCCCAAGUGACCAACAUCAAUUUUCUCGUAACAACAUCAAUUCAUAAUUAAAAUAAAAGUUUAUGAGAAUGAAUAAAAUGAUCUCCUAAGGGAAAAUGCUUUGACCUUUGAACAAAUUCUCUCAACUAGUUCUUUAAGGAAAUGUAUGGAGAUCAGUUUGGAGAAUUUGUAAGUGGAUAUUGGGGCUUUAAAGGGUUAUUAAUCAUAACUAUAACAAAACCUCAAAUCUGCUUGGCUAUCAACUGUCCUGAUUUCCAUUCUUAAUAUUUUCUGGAGAUAAAAUAUUAUGAGCUCUUUAUCAGGACAAACAAAACUUUUCAGCUAUUUUUUAGACUCUGAGUAUUGGUCUGGCUCUAUAUAUUAAGGCUGUCAGCACAAGAAUGGGUGUUGGAGAGCAAUAAUGGUUUAAGUAUAGUUUCCUGUCUUUUUGGCUGUCCAUAGAAAAGGAGUAUGUUUGAGGAUGCCAUCUUCAACUAUAACAUUUGACAUUAGGACAGUAAUUAUUAUUAGUACUUAACACUAUUUUAUGUAAUAUAUUAUCUAUAAAAGACUAAUCUGAGAUCAGGCUCUAUUUUCGUUUCGCUCUGGCAGGCAAGAGAGAAUGUAUGAGAACCGCUCAAAUUGGGCCUGAUCUCAGGUUAAUAAAAGACAAUUUCCAACACUUCUUCUUCCCAAAGGACUGCAAAGUUAGUUUUUCUUUUGUCUUCAUCAUCAGUCUUUGAUGUCUCAUUUCAAGGUACAAGUUCAUUUGCUUCUUGCAGAUGCAAGCUAGUUAACUGGUUAAAUUGAAAAAAAUUAAGGUAUUAUUUGCCACCAUGUUUGGAUAUAGUAUAUGAUAUGACCAGCUGUCUACUAAUUCACAGGGAACAUUAGAUGAUGGAACACAGUUUGACAGUAGCAUUCCACGUGGGGAACCUUUUGUAUUCACACUAGGUGUAGGACAAGUAAUUAAAGGUGAGUGUCAAAUUUACAAGUAUUUACAUUAUGAGUCUGAUUGCACAUGAUUGCAGAACUUUUUGAUUUAAAUGUCCUCACCCCCAAGAAAAGUUAUUUCAGUGAAGAUUAUUUACAUCUGAAGUAGAUAAAGCCUGUGAGAGUAGAUGCCUUUUUUGGCUCUUGUUUUACCUAGAAGAGCCAAAAAAGACAUCCUCUCUCGUAGGCUAAAGUGUAGACUGUACGGUACAAGCAGAAAUACUCAGAAUAAAAAAUCUGUAACCGCCAGCAGGAUUUGAACCCACAACCUACCAGUCACCGGCUGAACUCUUAAUCAACCCAGCUAUAGGUGACUCGUGGAUGGUCAGAGGACUUUGCAUCUUUUGAGUACACUGGCCGACACCAGUCCAGGCAGUACCCUAGCAGUGCUGUAGAAACCAUAUGCAGGGCACCCUGGAUUUCACAGGUUCAGAGCACCAGGCUCCUUCAAUUUUUCUUAGGGCACAGCUGUGCCAGUCAAAACAGCACACUAAACUACCCUGCAUCUGGCAGGCACCAUUAAAAAAUGUUGUGUACACUUUAAUACAACCAACCACCCAAUACACUGAAAACUGAUACAGAUAUAAUUACAUACAGUACAAUACGAGUACUCAGAGUAAACCCUUUUGAAUAUUAAUUGGCUGUAGAGUCUCCUCUGAUCUCCCUCUCUUUGUAAAGUUAAAUAAUUGUUUUAAAACUUUCAAUGUGACGAUUGAUAUUUUUCUGGGAUCACACAUUUUUAAUGGUUUUCUGGGUUUUGUAGGUUGGGAUCAAGGUCUUCUAAAGUAAGUAAUGAGUGUUUGCAAAAUGUAUACAAAAUAUUAUUAUUGUAUUUUAGGUCGCUUGCUGAUAAAUGAGCAGCAAAAUGACUUUCACAUUCUUGAAACGAUGCCUCAAGAGCUCAUGUUUUAUUUUUUCUACUGACUUGUUUCAAGUACACUUUGCAGUGUAUUUAGUACAUAUAACUUACAUUUUGUUUAUUUUUUUUGUUUAAGUAAGUGUAUAUUUCGUAGAGUUUAAUAAACUGAUAUCUAUUCAACUAUUCUAUUUUAUUCUGUUUAGUCAUGCCAUACUGUCUCUAAAAUAACUGCAAAAGCGUCAGUGUAGUGUUCAUAAUCUUCUGACUAUUUUUUUUUUUCUGUUGAUAGCAUGUGUGAGGGAGAGAAGAGGAAGCUUGUUAUCCCAUCAGAUCUUGGUAAGUUUUUACUGACAGUAAUUUCCCUCUAACAAUAUAUUACAGGGUUCAUACAGGUCAUCAUAAAAAACCUGGAAAGUCAUGGGAUUUAAGCAUUUGAUUUUCCAGGCCUGGAAAGUGAGGGAAUUUAAUUGUUGGUCCUGGAAGGUCAUGGAAAUUUUAAGUUUUGUUUGAUAGAUAAGUUACUGCAUAUGACAAGGCAAGGACAAUGUAAGAUAAAGAGGAGUAAUUAACCAGUGCAAGAGGCCCACAUUUUGGUGGACACCAGAGUUUGUGUCUGUUGAACUGUUUAGGGUCCAAAAAUUCCCUAAAACAAGGAACGUUUUUAAAAUGAAAGUUCGAAAGUGACAGCUAAACCUAAGGUCUUGGAAAACUUAAAAAGGUCAUGGAAAAAGUCAUGGAAUUUGAAGAGCUCAAAAGAGUGACCCUGUGUUACUCACUACGAUCAUAACUAUAACAAACUUCUCAAAUCUGAUUGGCUAUCAACUGUCCUGAUUUGAUUAAUGAGCAUGCGCUGAACUGUGAACCUGUCCCUUUAACUGUGUUGUACAUUUACAUGACUGUAUCCUUUUUUUUUUGGCAAAUCUUUGUUUACACUUUUUGCCUCAUUAACAUAUGCUUAUCACUAUCUGAUGAUGCUAAUAAAAUAAAGACUCUGAACAUUGAAAGGGCACAACAGUGUCAGUUAUCUGUGAAAAUUUGUGCCCAAUACACCGAAUGGUUUCGGAGAAAUUCUCUUCUAAACACUCGAAAUUUUACAGAGAAUGUAUGGUUUGCUAACUUUUUUUGCCGCCCAGCAAUUUCACAGUUUUUGAUGGCUGAUAUUUCCUUCAAUAUUGUUUGCAAGGAGCUGCAAAUUGUGCAAAUUGCUCAACUUAAUCAGCUCUUUCAACUUUUGCAUUUACUUCAUAUGUACGGCCACAGCUUCUAUGAGUUAAGUCGUAUGCUAAUGAGGAAAAAUGUGAACAAUGACGUUAGCAACGAUUUGCCUAUAUGACGACCUAUUUCCAACUUCAUUGUCAUUUUUCAGUUUCAUUCCAUUGAAAUAUGUGUAUAAUGACCUAUUUCCAAUUUUACUGUCAUCUUCUAGGUUAUGGUGAUAGAGGAGCUCCUCCUAAGAUUCCUGGUAAGUUUUUUGCUUUGAAUUUUUUAAGAUGAAUAAAAUUAAUAUAUUUAGUUUUUUGCACUUUGAAACAGGACUGAUUAGAGUCCAGUAUAAUUUUUCUGUAAUUGAUAGUGACUAAACAAAGCCAGGUUAGUCGGAUUUGCUCAAACCAGAAGACCCGAAAUGCUUGUGAAUCAAAUGGAGAUGUUUUCAUUAGAUCAAGACUUGAGGGCCUUGGUCCAUGCAUCUCAAUAAUAUAUAUAUAUAUAUCUCUUUUUUCCUUUACAGGUGGAGCUACCCUGAUUUUUGAGGUUGAAUUACUAAAAAUAGAGAGAAAAUCUGAAUUGUAA